AUGAUUAUUCAUAAAUUAAGCUUGUAAAUGUCAUUUUAUCCUUCUAAUUGGAUGUUUUUUUGAGUUAAUUUUCAUUUUUGUAGCUUACAGUUUGAGAUUGGCUUAUGUUGUAGACUCUAUUAUGGAUGGAAUAUGUUAAUUCUAUCUUUAGAAUAAGAGAAUUAGCAUUUAUAUAUCAAUUGGCUGUCUUACAGGAUAUUGAGUUUUUUUUUUUUUUAAAAAAAAAAUAUUAAAGUUCCUAGCUCUCUGCUCUUUUGGUGCUCUUUUGGUGAUUCGAACUCGUAAUCGUAGAGUUGAAGGUGGAGGAUGCUUACUAUCCGAGCAUUGAGCUACCCCUUUUUGUUGAAUAGUGAGUUGAAUGUUUAAGUUAGCUGUUUCUGUUAUGGAUGUUUAUUUAUUGGUGAAGCAAUAACAGCAUCAGCCAGCCUUCACUGCUUUCUCCACCAAGAAAUCUGACCAGAAAAAAUCCACUUUCCAGUUUUCCUACUUAUGUUUUCGUGCACUUUUGUCUACCCAUCUGUUUUUUAUUGCCGAGGUCUAUCAGAAACAGCUCUCUAACUUAGAGGUAGCGGUAAGGUCUGUGUACACUCUACCCUCCAAAGACAAACACUUUUUUGGACUAAGUUUUGCUGUUUCUUAUUGUAAUUGGAAUUGAGAAUUUGAGAAUUGGGUUUUAAAGAUAGGUUCUUUAUGAUAAAACAAUAUUUUUUGAUAGAUUCUUUAUAGUCGAUCUCUUUUUCUGGUAAAUCCAAGGUCCUUCUUCUUCACUGGCAUCCUCCUAAUGUGGCAAAUUUCUUGCUUUAUCUCUUCCUCAAUAGCAGCAGCAUCAGAUAGGUGACAAAGAGAUGAAGUUUCUAUAAAUUGAUUUUAUACAUGGAGGAGAGCCAUGGCAUUUGCAAGCUUUAAUGGCUCUCUCAAAGAGAUAUGAGGAGGUGUUCUGCUUUUGUUUUUCCUUACCAUUGUCAAGUCUUGUCUUAUCAUCAAUACUUGGGUUCUGUGACAAAACACAUGUCAUUCUUUUCAUAUUCAACUAAUUCUGCAGUUGCAAAGCGUUCUUGCCUAACUUUAACUGCCGCGAGAUCUUUUCCAGAUUAUUCGCCUAAAAAACCCUCCAUUAGAGACUUUGAACUUGUGCAGCACAUAUCGACUUCUAUUAAGCAACGUUACUCUGAGCACGUUCGGCGUGUUUUAAAGCCCUUUGAAUCAAAAAUUAAACCUGACCACAUCGUUUGGGUUCUCAUGACCAUAAAGAAUGAUUACAAACUGGUUAUAGAUUUCUUUGAUUGGUGGUGUCAACGGAGGGACCCGUCAAUUGAGGUCCGUUGUAUUAUCGUGCAUAUUGCUGCUGCACAGAAAGAUGCAAGGAUAGUACAUAGGCUUAUUCAUGAUUUUUGGGCAAGACCCGGUGUAGAUGUGACAGUUUUCUUCCCCCAGUUUCUUGAAAAGUUAAUAUACACUUAUAAGGAUUGGGGUUCUAAUCCAUUUGUUUUUGAUAUUUUCUUCCAAGUGCUUGUAGAGUUAGGAAGUCUAGAUUAUGGAAGAAAACUUUUUGAUAAAAUGUUGCACUAUGGCUUAGUUCUAUCUGUCUCUUCAUGUAACUUUUUCCUUUCACGUCUCUCGCAUGAGAUUGAGGAGCACAAAAUGAUGCUAAAGGUCUUUAAUGAAUUUUCUGAAGUGGGUGUUUGCUGGGACAAUGAAUCUCAUAAUAUAGUGAUCCAUUCUCUUUGUCGGAUAGGGAAAGUUAAAGAAGCUCAUAACUUACUCCUGCAAAUGGAGCUGAGGGGGUGUAUGCCCGAUGUUGUAAGUUACAGCACUGUGAUUAAUGGAUACUGUGCCGCUGGACAGCUUGAAUCAGUGAUGAAGAUCAUCGAAGAAAUGCAAGUAAAAGGAUUGAAGCCAAAUGCAUUUACUUUUAACAGUAUAAUUCUUCUUUUGUCAAAGAGAGGGAAAGUGCAUGAUGCCGAGAAAAUCCUGAGGGAGAUGACUUCCCAGCGAAUCACUGCGGAUAAUGUUGUUUACACAACUCUUAUAGAUGGCUUCUGCAAAACUGGGAACAUAAGUGCUGCAUACGGCCUGUUCAAUGAGAUGCAGAGUCUUAACAUUAGCCCUGAUUUGAUAACAUAUACUACCCUUAUUUCUGGUCUGUGUCAAACUGGAAAUAUUGUUGAAGCAGAUAAGUUGUUGAAUUAUAUGCUUGGCCGGGGGUUAGAACCUGACGAAUUCAUUUAUACAACACUUAUUGACGGUUAUUGCAAGGCAGGGGAGAUAAGGACAGCCUUUUCUCUUCACAACAAAAUGGUUCAGAUGCAGUUUGUGCCAAAUAUUGUGACUUACACUACACUAGUAGAUGGGCUUUGUAAACUAGGGGAACUUGAAACAGCAAAUGAACUUCUCCAAGAGAUGUGCGGAAAGGGUCUUGAACUGAAUAUUUACACAUACAACUCACUUGUUAAUGGUUUUUGUAAAGCUGGAGAUGUGAAUCAAGCGUUGAAGUUGAUGGAAGAUAUGGAAGCUGCAGGUAUCUGUCCUGAUGCUUUUACGUAUACUACUCUAAUGGAUGCUUAUUGUAAAUUAGGAGAGAUGGGCAAGGCUCAUGGACUACUUCGUCAAAUGUUGCUUAGAGGGCUCCAACCCACAGUAGUUACAUUCAACGUUCUGAUGAAUGGCUUUUGUAUGUCAGGGAUGCUAGAAGAGGGUGAUAAACUGUUGAAGUGGAUGUUGGAGAAGGGUAUAAUACCAAAUGCUAUUACUUACAAUUCUCUUAUGAAGCAGUAUAGUGUGCGAAAUAAUAUGUGUAUGACGUCAGAAAUUUACAAGGGUAUGCUGGACCAAGGAGUUGUACCAAAUGCCAAUACCUUUAACAUAUUGAUACGAGGACAUUGCAAAGCUAGAAAUAUGAAAGAGGCUUGGUUUUUGCACAAGGAAAUGAUCAAAAAGGGAUUCACUCCGACAUUAGAGACUUAUCAUGCACUCAUCAAAGGGUUUUUAAAGAGGAAAAAGUAUUCUGAGGCGAAAGAAUUGUUUGAAGAGAUGAGAAGAUAUGGUUUAUUGGCAGAUAAAGAAUUUUACUCUAUCUUUGCGGAUAUGAACUAUGAACAAGGGAACUUUGAUUUGGCGCUUGAGCUUUGUGAUGAAGCAGUAGAAAAAUGUCUUACAGACAAGACUGAUAACAGGAAUGCAUGAUGGUUGUCUGACAUGAUUCUGCAUCCUGUAGCUAUUUUUGGAACCAGUGACAAAAAACUAGUUGUCUUGCUCCCAAUGAUGCUAAUCUUUUUCGUGCUGAAGUCAGUUCAAGUUGUGUUACUCUGGAGGUGAAGGGAGGACCAAUGAAUCACCUUUAAAACAAUCCCGCUUGGAUCAGAAAGAAGCAUGCAAGCUAGGUGUCGUGGACUUGGAGUUCUACUGCAGUGAAGUAUACUAGAGUAUACCACCAAUAAAUAUCAAAAAGCACCGGAAACCAGGAGAAGAUUCGUGAAAAGUUGUUGUUUUGAUAUGUGGAAGUAGCGGUUCAAAGAAUGCAUGAUUGUUUAACCCAGUUUAAACUGUUGGAGGAGGAUGAAGCUAGUCAAAAGCAGCAGACAGUAAAGAACAAGGACCGAGCAGAGAUCUGCUUUAGCAACGUGACCAUCUGAAGGUGCAGAGGGACCUGGGCUCUCAGCAGUCCUUGCUAUCUCCAUCGGGCAAGUGUAGUUGCAGCGACUUGGACGAACCACUCUGUAUACACCGGUGCUUGUUAAAACAAAGGUAUCCUUCCUGUUAUCCUGUCCAAACGAGAAUAUGCAACCUAAAGCAGGCAAUGGACUAUUGGGAACUGAGCUGCAAUUGAGAGGGGAAUCAUGAGCACAACUGAAAGAAAUGCCUCUUGCUGUAAAGUUCCCACUGUUAUACGGAUUUUCUUGAGCUGCCCAAAAGUUCUUAGCAUACAAAUCUCCAUAGAGGGAUCAGUCUUGGAGCGAUAAACAUAGCCACCUGAUAUGGCUGCACAUCCAACUUCUUUAUUUAUAUCAGAAUGGCGGUAUCCUAACACUGGGAAUAUGGGAUCCUCGAAAUCACCAGCUGAAGCAUUUUUCAAGCGUGAAGGACCUUCAUACAUGCUCCAUCCAUAGUUUCCUCCUUUUGUGAUGAUGUCAACUUCUUCAUACUGAUCCUGCAUGAUUCAAAUGAUUUUCAGAAACUCACGUCAAGAUACCAGGUAGCAUGUUAUGUCUGUUGACAAGAUCUUAACCAACAGAGAUAUAAUAGGUCUCAACAAAAAUGAGAUUGUCAAUGAACCUGGCCAACAUCUGCACAGAUGAAUUUCGAAGGCCUUUCUGAAUCAAAGCUACAGCGCCAAGGGUCUCUCAGUCCAAACGCCCAGAUUUCAGGCUGCAAAUCCUUAUUUUGUGAAUAAGGAUUAUCUCGAGGAACCGAAUAGUUACCCCAAUGUCCAAGGUCUGCAACAUAUGGUGCUUGCAAUGAAACCUUUUGAAAUGGAGGUGGUAACGUAAUUCAACAUGGUAUCAGAGCUGGUAUAAGCUCGAAGGAACCAGACCAACAAAGAUUGGCUGUUUAAGUACACAAAUGAGUGAAAAACCAACCAAUGAUGGAUUUGGUGCAGUCCCAUUAGCACUUAACUCUGCAACAACAGAAUGGUAUUGGCAUGGCUGCUUAUAAUAUAAUUUUUAGUUUUAAUUUUUUUUGGUUGACUUUCUUUUUAGUCUUUAUGCAAUUCUUUAAUUUUAAACUUUUCAUACAUUUUUGAACACAACAUUUCAGUCCAUUCUAUAUAUCUAACUGUAAAAUUCAAAAAUCUUUCUUUUA
Messenger RNA from Solanum lycopersicum (tomato), 4800 nucleotides. Its product is annotated as pentatricopeptide repeat-containing protein At1g05670, mitochondrial. NCBI's taxonomy places the organism in Eukaryota, Viridiplantae, Streptophyta, Magnoliopsida, Solanales, Solanaceae. The record is from RefSeq and is a predicted model, not a curated record. Gene Ontology annotation, molecular function: protein binding.